Messenger RNA from Amoebophrya sp. A120, 161 nucleotides. NCBI's taxonomy places the organism in Eukaryota, Dinophyceae, Syndiniales, Amoebophryaceae. The record is from the annotation of a GenBank genome assembly.
GGGACCGGCGCGACCGGCACAGCAUGUGCCACCCAUAAUGAGCCGCUUUGCGCGGCCUGCACAACUACCGGCUUCGAGUUGGUUUCCGGUGCCUGCGUGAAGAAUUGUGUUUGCCCCCAUGGUACUGCGGCGACUGGGGCCGACUGCCCGGGCAACGGCCA